AUGGCAACGUCCUCGAGCCCACCAGUGGCUCCAGCGCUGCCCAAUGGCCACAGAGGGAGCGACGCCGCGUCGGACCUUCAGCCCACAGUGGCCGACUUUGUCGUGGACAAGCGGCCGAGUCCGUUCCUGAAGCUCACAAUGAGUCGCCGCGUGAAGGACGAGACGAUCGCACCGCCUCAGCUCGUGCCGUUUGUGCUCCAGUUGCUCCGUACCCCAAUCGCGGCAUCGCCCACAAGGGAUAACUUCAUGGACACGAACGCGGCCACUGCCACUGCCGUCGUCAGCCGCGUGCUCUAUGGCAGUGGGUCGCGUCGUACUGUACUACUGGAGCUCGAGGACGUGGCCACUGCCACAAAGUUGCGGGCGCUGCUUCAUGCAAAGCCCUGUGAGCUGCUGCAACAGCGUUUAAUGUACGCGGAGUUUGCAAUGCUGCGGACGGCGCAAGAAGCGCGGGACCGCCUCGAGAGGGUGUGCAAUGUGCAACUGGACGAUGGGCUCCCGGGGCUACGGGUUCCAGGACUGCGACUAGCGGUCGAGUUCAUCGCGAGCGCAGAGGAAGCGGCGUGUGUGGAGUACUUUGAUCGAGACGAUAAGGUGCACUGGGCAAAGACGAUUCGAGCGAGGCAAGUGCAGCACUUUGGCUACGAGUUUCAGUACGACACGAGGCGGUGUGACCCGACAAAGCCAAUGGCCGAUCCAAUUCCGUCAGUGCUGCAGCCGAUUGUGGCAAAGAUCGCCGCGUGUGGGAUCAUGGACGGGGAAACGCCCGACCAGAUUACGGUGAACGAGUACCUGCCGGGACAGGGCAUUGCUUUCCACACGGAUACGCACUCAGCGUUCACGACAACGAUUGCAACGCUCAGUCUUGCAAGUCAAGUGGUCAUGGACUUUCGAUGCCCGGCCAGCGAUCAGAACGAAGGUGUGGUCUUGCCAGCUCGGUCCAUGGCCGUGAUGAGCGAAGCCAGUCGCUACGACUGGGAACAUGCCAUUGUGCCGCGUCUGUUUGAUGUCAUUGAUGGGAAGCAGGUGGCCCGCCAGCGACGACUGAGCAUCACGUUCCGUAAGAUUCGCUCAGGACCGUGCAAGUGUCCGUUUCCAUCACAGUGCGAUACGCCGAGACGGGAGGGACUGGAUCAACAGGAGCAAACGACUCGGACAAAAGGUCUUACGAGCUUGGCACCUACUGCGCUGGAGCAGCAGUACGUGCACGAGUUCUACGAGACCGUAGCAGCGCACUUCAGCAGCACCCGGCACAGCCCCUGGCCGAAAGUCGGUCGGUUCGUAGCAUCCCUACCAAGCGGCUCAAUGAUUGCCGACGUUGGCUGCGGAAAUGGAAAGUACAUGAAGUGCGUCGAUCCGUCGCAGAGUUUCGUUGUCGGUGGCGAUCGCAGUUCGCGUCUCGUGGAUAUUUGUCGCGGUCGAGGUCUUGAAGCGAUAGUGUGUGACGCACUGGCUGUUCCGCUGCGGUCCAACUCGUGCGAUGCUGCCCUAUCAAUUGCAGUCCUCCAUCACCUCAGCACGCUGGACCACCGACUCGCGGCAGUGAAAGAGCUGCUUCGCAUUGUCCGUGUGAAUGGACAAGCGAUCAUUUACGCAUGGGCACAUGAGCAGAUGAAGGGCUCUCGUCGCCGUUUUGACGAAGGUCGACAAGACUUCAUGGUUCCUUGGAAUCUCGACAAGCGUUUUGCAGGUACUGCUCAAGCAGAUCCAAGAGCCACAACGAACGCGGAGACAAGUGAUGAGGCUGCGGAUAUCGAGACACAUUGUGCAGAAGACAGUGAUACACUGAAUGGCAGCGACAUCGAUCGAGACGUCGUUGCAACGAAAGAAGACCGCGUAGUCCAGCGUUAUUGUCACAUGUUCAAGCAAGGGGAAUUAGAAACCUUGGUGGAGCUUGCGGGCAAUGCCGAAGUACAGUCGAGCUACUACGAUGAGUCCAACUGGGCUGUCGUGAUUCGACGCGUUUGCUAG
This is a messenger RNA of Hyaloperonospora brassicae, 1971 nucleotides long. Lineage: Eukaryota; Oomycota; Peronosporomycetes; Peronosporales; Peronosporaceae. The record is from the annotation of a GenBank genome assembly.